AUGGUGGAGGAGGAGGAAGAACCCUCCCAGCCAUCCUCUGCUGGUUCUACUCCUGGGGUGCCACCACCAGGACCCCCAUCAGGUCCCCCAAUGUGGCCAUGGAAUAAUUCCAAGAGGCAGUCCAAAGACAAAAAAAGCAAUUUCGCCAGCACUGCAGGCAAGGUUGGUCUAGCCGUGCUCGGAGGAGUGGUGGCCGUGGGUGCUGUGCCCGUGGUGCUGGGCGCCAUAGGCUUCACCAGCACAGGCAUCGCUGCCUCCUCCAUAGCUGCCAAUAUGAUGUCAUCAGCUGCCAUUGCCAAUGGGGGUGGAGUUGCUGCCGGCAGCCUGGUGGCCACUCUGCAGUCAGUAGGGGCAGCUGGACUCUCCUUGUCAUCCAAAAUCCUCCUGGGUGCCACUGGGUCAUCUAUUGGGGCCUGGAUGUGGCGUCCCUUCAAGAAUAAUUCGGAUAAAAUAAGGAUAAGGACAAGGACAAGGAUAAGGAUAAGAAAUAAAGAGGAGCACUGGCCAGUUUGGCUCAGUGGCUAGAGAGCUGGCCUUCGGACUCAAGGGUCUCAGGUUCAAUUCCGGUCAAGGGUCUGUACCUUGACUGGGACACCUCCCCAGUAGGGAGAAUGCAGGAGGCA
Molecule: messenger RNA, 623 nt
Organism: Pipistrellus kuhlii (Kuhl's pipistrelle)
Lineage: Eukaryota; Metazoa; Chordata; Mammalia; Chiroptera; Vespertilionidae
Product: interferon alpha-inducible protein 27-like protein 1
Exons: 6
Coding region: 1-525 (174 amino acids)
Biological process (GO): apoptotic signaling pathway
Cellular component (GO): mitochondrion; membrane
Source: RefSeq, a predicted model, not a curated record